AUCGAAUGCACAGGUAUAAAAUAAGGUGAGACAGAAGCAAAACUUAUUGUGAGGACAGAAGCUGAUGAACUGCAAUGUUCAAAUCAGGAUCAACUAGCGUUCUGUUGCUGACUCUCCUUUUUGGGAGUGGAAACUUCUUAAUAAUGAAGAGAGGGUUUGCUGCUGGCCGUACAAAUGUCACUGUGCGGUGUCCUAAGCCUACAAGUUGUAAUGUGAACGGCUUCGAAAAGCACUGGUACAAAAUGGACAAUUACUGUGUCAGAUACUACGACCAGCCUCUUAACUUCACUGAUGCCGAGUUCAGCUGUCGGGAGAAAGCCCCUGGUGCACACCUGGUGUCAGUGCAUAGUAAAAAUCAAAAUGAACUCUUGCUCUACAUUGUGAAAAAAUUCAACCCAAACAACCUGCGCAUCUGGCUUGGAGCCUUUGAAUUAUUUCAGUCUGGUAAAUUUCUUUGGCUUGAUGAAUCCUUCUGGGACUUUGAAAUUUGGACAACUGGUGAGCCCACCAACAUAUACAGUAGCAAAGAGGAAUGCCUGGAGAUGAACUGGAAAGAGACUGGUAGAUGGAAUGAUGACGCUUGUUCUUACAAGAAAAACUACAUUUGUGCCUUCAAAAUACCAUCUUGAAACCAGGCCCUGAGAAGAUGGAGUUUUAUCUGGGUAUCAUCCCAUUAAACUUUCUGAAUAAAAUGAUUUUCUCUGCAUCAACAAAAAAAAUCUAAAAUAAUAUAAAACAUAUAAAAAAAAAAUAUAUAAAACAAUUCUUCAGAUAACUUUAAAAUGAUAAUAAAGAGCAUUUGCAA
This is a messenger RNA of Labeo rohita (rohu), 805 nucleotides long. Its product is annotated as lectin-like. Gene Ontology annotation, molecular function: signaling receptor activity. The transcript has 6 exons. NCBI's taxonomy places the organism in Eukaryota, Metazoa, Chordata, Actinopteri, Cypriniformes, Cyprinidae. The coding region runs from base 75 to 629 and encodes 184 amino acids. The record is from RefSeq and is a predicted model, not a curated record.